AUGGAUAAAUGCAAGCCUCUGUCCACUCCAUGUCCAUCCUCUACUUCCACAGUCAAGUCUUCUUCCAUUGGUGAACCAUCACAUUAUCAGAGCAUUGUUGGAGCUCUACAAUACUUGAGCAUUACUCGCUCAGACAUCUCCUUUGCUGUGAACUCCGCUUGCCGAGCAAUGCACAAUCCACAAUCAGCUGACUGGUAAUCACUGAAGCAUCUUCUGUGCUAUUUGAAGGGCACCCUCACUUAUGGGCUAUUACUACGUCAGGAACCACUUCUCUCCCUCUCAGCAUUCAGUGAUGUCGAUUGGGCUGGGUGCUCAGAGGAUCAAUGUUCCACCGACAGUUUCCUCAUACCUUGGACCCAACUUGAUAUCUUGGAGCUCCAAGAAACAACUGACAGUGGCAAGGUCAAGUACUAAAGCAGAGUAUAAAGCUCUAGCCAAUCCCACAGCUGAACUCACUUGGCUACGUUCGCUUCUUUGGGAACUGAGAAUUAUUACUCCACCACCUAUACUCUGGUGUGAUAACAUCAGGGCCAAGUAUCUAGUGGCAAAUUCAGUCUUUCACGCCAGAAUGAAACACAUCGAAAGAGAUUUCACUUCAUUCGUGAGCAGGUCUCUUCGUGGCAGCUACACAUCGGCUUUGUCUCUAGUCAAGAUCAAACGGCGGAUCUGCUCACCAAGCUGCUGUCCGAAAAUCAUUUUCUUCUUCUUUGGUUCAAGCUCAAUGUCGUACCAGCACUUCACUUGUAGGUGGGUGUUGAGGCAUUCUUGA
Spirodela intermedia is the source of this 769-nucleotide messenger RNA. NCBI's taxonomy places the organism in Eukaryota, Viridiplantae, Streptophyta, Magnoliopsida, Alismatales, Araceae. The record is from the annotation of a GenBank genome assembly.